AUGAUGAAAUUGCCAACAUGGAGAACCAUGGCAAUGACUGUGGUGUUGCUUCAGCUGAGUACCUUGAAGAUCUUCUGUCUCUCUUCUCAUGCAGAUAGAAUUGUUGGGCUUCCUGGGCAACCUCAAGUAGGCUUCCAACAGUUCUCAGGUUAUGUUACAGUGGAUGACAUGCAUCACAAGUCUCUCUUUUACUAUUUUGUUGAAUCAGAAACUGAUCCAGCCUCAAAGCCUCUUGUACUUUGGCUCAAUGGAGGACCUGGUUGUUCUUCUCUGGGAGUGGGUGCAUUCUCUGAAAAUGGACCUUUUAGACCUAAUGGGGAAGUUUUGAUUAAAAAUGAGUACAGUUGGAACAAAGAGACAAACAUGUUGUAUUUGGAGACACCAGUUGGAGUGGGGUUCUCUUAUGCUAAAGGUGGCUCUUCCUACAAGACUGUGAAUGAUAAGACUACAGCCAGGGACAAUCUUGUAUUCUUGCAACGCUGGUUCAACAAGUUCCCCCAAUACAGACACAAGGAUUUGUUUCUAACUGGUGAAAGUUAUGCAGGACAUUAUAUUCCACAACUUGCCAAGCUCAUGAUUGAAAUAAACAAAAAGGAGAAGAUAUUCAAUCUGAAAGGCAUAGCAUUGGGUAAUCCAGUACUAGAAUAUGCCACUGACUUCAAUUCAAGGGCUGAGUUCUUCUGGUCUCACGGGUUGAUAUCAGAUUCAACGUACAAAAUGUUCACUACCGGUUGUAAUUAUUCCCGGUAUGUCAGUGAAUACUAUCGAGACUCAAUUUCACCUCUUUGUUCGAAGGUUAUGAGCCAAGUAAGCAGAGAAACAAGUAAGUUUGUGGACAUAUAUGAUGUCACCCUUGAUGUUUGCAUUUCCUCAGUGCUUUCACAGUCUAAAGUUAUUUGUCCUCAAACCCAACAAGCAAAUGAGAGUACUAUAGAUGUUUGUGUAGAUGACAAAGUUACAAAUUACUUAAAUCGACAUGAUGUACAAGAAUCUCUCCAUGCCAGGCUUGUUGGAGUUCGAAAGUGGGAUGUUUGUAGCAACAUUCUGGACUAUGAUAUGCUAAAUCUGGAAGUACCUACGCUACCUGUAGUUGGAUCACUUAUAAGAGCUGGAAUUCGGGUCCUAAUUUACAGUGGAGAUCAAGAUUCAGUAAUUCCACUGACUGGAAGCCGCACCUUGGUUCAAAAGCUGGCAAGACAACUAGGACUGAAUACAACUGUUCCUUAUAGAGUAUGGUUCGAAGGCCAGCAGGUUGGUGGGUGGACUCAAGUUUAUGGUAAUAUCCUCUCAUUUGCUACAGUCAGAGGUGCAUCCCAUGAAGCCCCUUUCUCACAGCCUGAAAGAUCACUUGUUUUAUUCAAGUCAUUCUUGGAAGAUAGACCCCUACCUGAAUUUUUCUGA
Molecule: messenger RNA, 1401 nt
Organism: Abrus precatorius (Indian licorice)
Lineage: Eukaryota; Viridiplantae; Streptophyta; Magnoliopsida; Fabales; Fabaceae
Product: serine carboxypeptidase-like 45
Exons: 10
Coding region: 1-1401 (466 amino acids)
Biological process (GO): proteolysis
Cellular component (GO): vacuole
Molecular function (GO): serine-type carboxypeptidase activity
Source: RefSeq, a predicted model, not a curated record